AUGUUAGCAAGGAGAUUCAUGAAGAACAGUCUUGGACGAGUCAAGAGUUAUGAAAUCGCAAAAAAAAGCAUUAACAUGAAACCAAGGUUCAUUUCAUUUAAUUCAAAUAUUGACAAAUUCAAAAUAAAACCAACCCCACCAGGCGGUGUAAUUGGCGAUGUUAAUCAGGCAUAUAAGCCACCAGAAGCAGAUUACUUUCAUGGAUCGUACCAUUGGCUUUAUGAAAGAAGUAUAGCAGUUGCUUUGCUUCCUUUAUCCAUAUACUCUAUAUUUACUGCAGUUACUGGGGGAGUCGCGUAUCCGAUGAUAGAUGUUACCACUGGCCUCUCUGCAUUGUUUUAUUUACAGUACGAAUAUUUAAGUUGUAUCACAGAUUAUAUACCAAAAAGGAAGUUUCAACUAUGGCAUAAUAUUGCAAAAUCAUUGUUAUACUCUGGUUCUGCAGUAGCUGCAUAUGGUUUAUAUGAUAUUCAUACAAAUAAUAACGGAUUUACUAACUUGAUAAAAAAGACAUUUGUGGAUGACGAAUCGAAUUUAUAUAUAUUUGGAAGAUAUUGA
Molecule: messenger RNA, 558 nt
Organism: Tetrapisispora phaffii CBS 4417
Lineage: Eukaryota; Fungi; Ascomycota; Saccharomycetes; Saccharomycetales; Saccharomycetaceae
Gene: TIM18
Product: Tim18p
Exons: 1
Coding region: 1-558 (185 amino acids)
Biological process (GO): protein insertion into mitochondrial inner membrane
Cellular component (GO): mitochondrial envelope; TIM22 mitochondrial import inner membrane insertion complex; membrane
Molecular function (GO): transmembrane protein transporter activity
Source: RefSeq, a predicted model, not a curated record